AUGGAAGAACAAUCGGCUGCUCGUAUUGACACAACACCACCGGAGAAAGACGACAUUUUGGACUGGAGGCCCUUCAGGACUUCAUUGCUCCUUUUGGCAAUAUGCAGCCAGUAUUUUUGUCAGUUGCUCUUCAUCGUUGGCUCUGGCGUGUACCCCCGUGAUAUCGCGGCAGUUGUGGGUGGAGAAUCUAUUGCCUCCUGGCCUGCGUCGUCCAUUGUGAUCCUAACAGCUGCCUUCGCACCUCCAGUUGCACAAGCUGCGGACUACUGGGGAAGGAAAUGGCUCCUUGUCAUUCCUACAUCUUUUGGCUUGAUAGGCAGCAUAGUCGUUGCAACCGCUCAGUCGAUGCAAGUGGCUAUAGUAGGCUUUGUGCUUGGGGGAGUGUCGUUUGGGGCACAGCCACUGGUCCAUGCCGUGGGCUCUGAGAUCAUCCCUCGAAAGUAUCGCUCCUAUGCGCAAGCAUGCGUCAACAGUUCGAUAGCACUCGGUGCAAUCACCAGUCUUACUGUCGGAGGUGCGCUGACGAACAACCAUCCUGCCGGCUUCCGCACUUAUUGGUACAUCUGCGCUGGCGUGUAUGCAUUUUCCACUAUCAUCAUGGCGGUGCUGUACAACCCACCUCCACGAGACCUUCAGCUGUCGAUGACGUUGAAGCAGAAGCUUCGCGCCCUGGAUUGGACUGGAUACAUGUUGUUCGACACUGGCCUGGUCCUCUUCUGUCUGGGGUUGUCUUACUCACAAAACCCAUUCAACUGGCCAAAUGCACAUAUCCUGGCGCCUUUCGUGAUCGGCUCCACUGUACUGAUUGUCUUGAUCAUAUACGAGGUCAGGUUUAAGAAGGACGGCCUUUUCCACCACGGUCUAUUCCGUCAUCGAAACUUCUCGCUCGCUCUCGCUGGCGUCACAAUCGAAGGGUUCGCAUUCAACUCUGCAAACGUCUACUUUCCAUACGAGAUGGAGACGGUUAUAAGCGGCAUAUCCACGUUUCGGGUUCUCGUGUGCUACGCUGUCGGAUUCGUCACACUGUUCGUCGUCUCGACAGGCGUUGGGAUCUACAUCCAUAAGACGAGAACGGUGCGAGGCCCCGCCAUGGCUUCGUUUAUCGGGUUCCUGAUCUUCUUCGUUCUGAUGGCCACGAACAAAGCAUCCACACCUGAGGCGCAUUUUUGGGGCUUCAUUACCUUUUACGGCGCCGGCCUGGGAACAUGCCUAAUUACACUAAUCACUGCGGCGCAAUUGACCACUCCACCCGAGCUCAUCUCAAUCACGUCUGGUCUCUUGGGUUCUCUGAGGAGUGUGGGGGGAGCGAUCGGAGUGGCGAUCCCUACUGCCAUUUUUCAUCAUGGCUUGACCUCGAAUCUCGUUCCAAAGGUCACUGCAGCAGUUGAGCCUUUGGGUCUAAGUGGCAGUGCUAUCAGCUCCUUAAUAGGAGACCUCACUGGCGGACAGAUUGAAGCCGCGGCCAAAUUACCUGGCAUCACACCACAGAUUCUGGAGGCUGCAAAGCUGGCGAUUACAAAAGCCUAUGUUGUUGGAUUUCGCGACGUGUUCAUUUGCACAGCGGCUUUUGCAUUCUUGGGUCUAGUCUUGUCGGCUUUCCUUCGAAAUCCCACCGAGCAAUUCAACUCCCAUAUCGAUGCUCCACUCGACAAGAUCCCGAUCAAGGUCAGUGACUCGGAGACCAACGCCGGAGACAGCAAGCAUCUUGAAACAACGGAGAAUGUGCCGGAGUAG
This is a messenger RNA of Exophiala spinifera, 1734 nucleotides long. RefSeq lists its product as uncharacterized. Gene Ontology annotation, molecular function: transmembrane transporter activity. The transcript has 4 exons. Gene Ontology annotation, biological process: transmembrane transport. The coding region runs from base 1 to 1734 and encodes 577 amino acids. NCBI's taxonomy places the organism in Eukaryota, Fungi, Ascomycota, Eurotiomycetes, Chaetothyriales, Herpotrichiellaceae. Gene Ontology annotation, cellular component: membrane. The record is from RefSeq and is a predicted model, not a curated record.